Molecule: messenger RNA, 2611 nt
Organism: Paramecium pentaurelia
Lineage: Eukaryota; Ciliophora; Oligohymenophorea; Peniculida; Parameciidae
Source: the annotation of a GenBank genome assembly
AUGUUGCCUGGAGAAUAUAAAUAUUUGAGUAUUAUAGCUAGAACAUGGAAUGAAGUCUAUUUGGCUGAAAAUGUAAUAUCGAAUCAAAAAUACUGUAUCAAACAAGUUUUGAUUGAUUCCUAAUUAAAAGAAAGGUUUUCAUAAGAAAUUUAGAUUUUGUAAAAAAUUAAGACUAAUCCUCAUCCUAAUAUAAUUGCAUUUGAGGAUAGCUUCUACUAUGAGAAAGUUACUACAUAGGAUAAAGUAAGAAUAUGCCAUUUUAAUGCAGUCUAUCACUUUUGGGUGUAUUGUGAUGGAAUUGGGAAUAACCAAUUUAUCUCAAUACAUUAAAUCUAAGAAAUAGUCUGAUCCAGAUUUUAGAUUUAAAGAAUAAGAUGUGGCUAAUUUUUAUAUCUCAAUGAUUAAGGCUCAUAAACAUUUAUAAGAGAUGAAAAUAGCUCAUAGAGACAUAAAGCCUGAAAAUAUUAUACUAGUAAAUGAUGAGAAUUUAAUUUUUAAAGUUUGUGAUGUAAUUUUAUUAUUAUACCAAGCAAGGUGGGUUUUGGUACUGAAAUUAUAGAUGAGGAAUCGAGAUCUCGUACUAUUGGAGGGACUAUAGGGUAUCAAUCUCCAGAAAUCUAUGCAGCAUUUAAAAGGAGAAAACCAUAAGCAAAAUAUAAUCCUUAUAAGAGUGAUGUAUUCUCAUUAGGAUUAGUUUUUCUUUUGUUUGCUACCACUUAAGUAAUUAACAAAUAGGUAAAUGAUAAGAUUUAAAUAAAUAGCAAAGAGAAGAGUUAUUUGAUGAUGAAAUAAAGUUGUUUAAUUAUUUAAAAGAAUUAAGAAGAAAGAUCAAGGAAACUUAUCCUCGUAUUAAAGGGAUUUCAAAGAUUUUAAAAUUAAUGUUGGAAAUUUCACCAGAUGAAAGAUAUGACUUUAUAUAAUUAAAUGAAAUUAUUCAUGAAAGAUCAUAUCUUGAAGUAAAAUAGGUAUAAUUAGGAAUUAUAUUGAUUAGCCUGCAAAAAUAAAUCAUUAACAUUUACAGUCCAUAACAUAAUUUGAAGAUUUUUAAUUAGAUAUUAAGAAUAAGGAAGAUGUUCAAUUAGAUUUAAAUGGGAUGUAAAAUAAAUCACAAGAUGAGUUACUUAAGGUUUUAGAGACAAUCACACAAUAAGUGAAGAAUUUUUAGAUGGUCACUUUGCAAAUAAAAUUAGAGAUGAGUCAUUUAAAUGUAAGAACAGUUGCUCCAUUAGAGAAAUUAUUAAGUAGAGCUUAAAAUCUAAAAGAAUUAUCUUUGCAAUUAUGGAAGUAUUGAAAUAUGUCUAAAAUCAAAGUAAUAGAUUAGGAAAUUUGGGUUUGUUGAUGUUGUCAAAGGCAAUAAUGAAGAUGGUGGGUUUGAAAAGAUUAAACUUAGAAAUAUCAAAUAAUAUGCUUUCAGAUGAAGGAAUCAAUAAUUCUUUACCUCUUCUAGAGAAUUUGUCAUAAAUGGAAGAACUUCGUUUGGAUUUUGGAUUGUAUAUGUAUGUUAAUAAAUGAAGAAACCAUCUUCCUAUGGAAUGUUGCGAAGCUUUUUUUACAGUGAUUUGUGCAAUGCCAAAAUUAAAGAAAUUGGAUCUCAAUUUAGAAAGCAAUUAUAUGAAUCAAGUGUUAUCAAAGAUGGUUAAUUAAUCACUAAAGAAAUUACCAAAUUUAAGUCAUUUGAUCAUUAACUUUUCAAAGUAUGAAGAUUAGAUAUAUAUAUUAGCAAUCCAAUGCAUAAUGAAGGAUUGUAUGAAUUAGGAGAAAGCAUAUCAGAAUUAGAGUAUUGUGAAUUGAUUUUAUGGAGUUGUUAAAUAAAAGAUAUAGGAAUGGAAGAGUUUGCAAAAGGGUUAUAGAAAUGUUAAAAAUUGAAAUAAUUGAAUUUGGUAUUAUGGAAUAAUUCAAUUACUAAGAAAGGUUGUGAAGCUUUGGGAUAGGCAUUAUUAAAAUUACCUAAGCUUUGUAUAUUGGUGAUUGAUUUAUCUAAGAAUAAGAUUGAUGAUGAUGGUGUAAGAUUUUUGGCUAAGGCAAUUCAUGAGAUGUAAUAACAAUUGAGAGAAUUAAAACUUUGGAUUGAAAAGUAUGAUUUAUUAAUUAUUAUAUAAGUGUUAAUUGUACUUCUUAUGGAUUGAGAUAUGUGAAUAGAUUUAUGACAACUCAGAGGAAAUUGAGAAUUAUUAAUAUGAACUUUAGAUCUAAUCAGAUAGGAUUAAAUGGAAUGGAAUUAUUGUAUAAUUGUUUUGGAGAAGCAGUGCAAUUAGAAGAAGUAAAAUUGAUUUUAGAUCAGUAAUUAUAAAAUUAUAUUUAGCAAUCCUUUAGGUGAUGAAGGAGUGGAUACCUUAUUUAAGGGAUUAUAAAAGUUGAGAGAAUUAAAAAAGUUGAUUUUAGGUUUAGAGAGUGUUUAAGGAACUGGGGGUUCAGUUUCUGUGAUGCUAUAAUCUAUAAAAUUAUGGUCUGAAUUGAAAGAGAUGCAUGUGAAUUUUUUAAAGUAAUAUAAUUGAAUAAUCUUAGAAAUCAAACUGAUUAGGGAGAUGAAUUAAAUUUGAAUAAUAGAUUGUUAGAAUUGUAGACAGCGGCUAAGAUUAACAUUGAAUUAAAGUUUAUAAAUAAAUAGUGA